GUUUCCGCCCCCACCGCGUCCUUGACCUGACUGACUUGUUGAGUCACCCGGUAAUCCCCUUUCUCAGUUGUCUACUGCUGGAACCGUUCCACGGUCAAGUAGCAGCUGCCCUGAUCUAUGCUAGACUCCAGACAAGUCCCAGACACAAACAGGAAGCAGACAUAAAGUUAGAGAGGCCAGGCUGACAUGGUUUGGACAUGUCCAGAGGAGGGACGUUGAAUGUAUUGGUUGAAGGACGCUAAGGCGAGAUGGAAGCAGAUGAUUCGCUGCGGCGACCCCUGAAGGCAACAGCGGAAAGGAAAGAAGAGUUUUCUAAAAAUAAUCACAAUGAGCGCUCACAGAUGGGAGGAGGAGGAGAAGUCCUACGACCCACUCGAUGCCACCCUGACGCUUGUCAACAGGAGCAACGACCUGGAUCCGUUGUCUUCAGAUGAUGAGGACAGCUCUCUCAAAGCAGAGAUGUCCUGCGGCCACGCCGUCACCCCUGAGUCACUAACACAGUAUUGUCGCAGCCAGCUGGACCAGGGGAAUUACCAAUUCAGAUGUCCUGCACUAUUAGAGGAUGACAGCCUGUGUAAUGAAGAGUGGUCGUAUCGAGAGGUGCGCAGGCUGGCUGAUCUGAACGUUGAGGAAAUGCAGUACUUUGAAGAGACCAUUGCCCGCCUGGCUGCUUCAAAGUACUCCGAGGUUCAGUCGUGCCCACAGUGCAAAACGAGCGUGGAGAGGAAGGAUCUGUCCAACCUGUGCGUCCAGUGCGUCAUAUGCAGAGCUGAUCAGAGGAAGAGCCACCAGUUCUGCUGGCAGUGUUUGAGGCCGUGGAAAGGUCCAGGCCCUCGAUCGGACCGCUGCGGCAACGAUGGCUGCACCAACCAGGACCUCAGGCUUCUCAGGACCUGCAAGGACAUCGUCCUCCCUCAGGUGCAAGGGGUCAACGCCUGUCCCUCCAUCCGGGCCUGUCCCACCUGUGGUCUGAAGGUGGAGCACGACAAGACAGGCUGCAAGAACAUCAUCUGUCCUCGCUGCCAGGUUGAGUUCUGCUUUGUGUGUCUGAAGCUGACCCCUGAGUGCCUGAAGACCAGCACUCACUUCAUGCCCUGCAGUGACGGUGUGGCUCCCAGGCAAACAUCCAUCCCUGUGUGGCACAGAAACUAAACACAAGCUAUGUCCGAAAGUGUAGAGCUACAGUUCCUCGUACAAAUGAGUUGCAUUUAAAAAGUGAAUCUACACAAGAAAUGUUAAAUAGCAAUAACUGUGGAAAUUAAUGAAAAUUAGUUAUUAGUGCAGAUGUUUCUUUAAGGUUGUACUCAAAAUGUGGACAUAUGUCACAUGCUUACCUAUAUAGUCUAUGAGGUGUUGGGUUAAUUGAAAAGAAAAGAUAAUAUCUUCCACAUCAGCACACAGAAAAAAUCUAAAUGAAAGUGGAGAGAAAGAAUAUCUCCAACCUGAGUGCCAAGGUUGAUCAGCUCUGUAAUGAUCAUUGAGUAAAACCAAGUGUUUCUGGUAUGUGACUUUAUAAACUUAAUAAACAUGUCGUAGCAUUAUUUGUGUUGGUUGGGUGUUUCAUGUUACAAAUAUAUUUAGUAGUGAUGUCCAUCACACACAAUGUUUGUGAAACUUUCAAUGAAGUUGAUCCUCUGUUCCUUAAUAAAAUGAUGAAUGCAAGACCUUUAA
This is a messenger RNA of Mugil cephalus (flathead mullet), 1671 nucleotides long. RefSeq lists its product as uncharacterized. Lineage: Eukaryota; Metazoa; Chordata; Actinopteri; Mugiliformes; Mugilidae. Gene Ontology annotation, cellular component: endoplasmic reticulum; Golgi apparatus; cytosol. The record is from RefSeq and is a predicted model, not a curated record. Bases 328 to 1152 code for a protein of 274 amino acids. Gene Ontology annotation, molecular function: ubiquitin conjugating enzyme binding; ubiquitin protein ligase activity. The transcript has 5 exons. Gene Ontology annotation, biological process: ubiquitin-dependent protein catabolic process; regulation of mitochondrion organization; autophagy of mitochondrion.